Coccinella septempunctata (seven-spotted ladybird) is the source of this 2188-nucleotide messenger RNA. It is a transcript of the gene Galphas, whose product is annotated as guanine nucleotide-binding protein G(s) subunit alpha. The coding region runs from base 662 to 1801 and encodes 379 amino acids. Lineage: Eukaryota; Metazoa; Arthropoda; Insecta; Coleoptera; Coccinellidae. The transcript is spliced from 6 exons. Gene Ontology annotation, cellular component: heterotrimeric G-protein complex. Gene Ontology annotation, molecular function: G protein-coupled receptor binding; GTPase activity; GTP binding. The record is from RefSeq and is a predicted model, not a curated record. Gene Ontology annotation, biological process: sensory perception of chemical stimulus; adenylate cyclase-activating dopamine receptor signaling pathway.
AAAAAAUUAUUCCCCGACUUUGAUCGUCCGACAUGUUAAAUUCACCUAUGCACUGUCACUUAAACCUGCUGAAAUAGGAUUUGAUAAACUAGACUCCAGUGAUUACAAGUUGUUUCGUGCACAGCCUCAUCAAUCUUUGUUGAUUUUCGUUAGUGAGACAGAGCGUUCAGUGUGUAAUUUGAAAAAAGUCGAUUUCUCGUUUUAGCCAGGGUGUAUCGAGUAGUUUUUCAGUAGACCGACAGAGGAACACGAUUACACACAAAAAAAUUAGCCAGGUUCUAUUUUUAAUGUAGUUUUGCAUUGUACAUCAUUAAAGUGAAACUGCUACAGUGGUUGAGCUAUUUUUGAAAAUUGCGAAUUAAAAAUAACUACGGUGUCUGUGAGACCUUAAAGUUAGGUAUGUUGCGAAGCCAUUUCUGCGAUAUUUUUAUGGAUGAAUAAAAAAAUCACUCCAAUUUCUAACCUCAGUGUUGUGUUGAUGUGUUCUGUUUGUUUUAAGAAGUGCAUUGCAAUCAGCAGUGAUGAAUAAGAACACUAGGGGUUAGUUGACGUUAAGAACUUGAAGAAGUGUUUUAGAAUAGCCACGGUGGCUUCAGGCCCGGAUUGUGGCCCAGUGGCCGCCGACAAGGGGGCUGAUUGUUGGUGGUCCCCACUGGCGGCCAUGGGCUGCUUUGGCAAUCGGGAUGCUGCCCAAGCAUCAGAUGAUAUGAGGACUCAGAAACGUAUAAGUGACCAAAUAAACAGGCAGUUAGCCAAAGAAAAGCAAGUUUACAGAGCUACACACCGACUACUGUUGUUGGGUGCUGGUGAGAGUGGAAAAUCCACCAUUGUGAAGCAGAUGAGGAUACUUCAUGUAGAUGGAUUCAGUGAAAGAGAGAAAAAGCAGAAAAUAGAAGACAUUAAGAAAAAUAUUCGAGAUGCCAUUAUUACUAUAACCGGUGCAAUGUCAACUCUGACGCCGCCGGUGCAACUUGAAAAGCCAGAGAAUCAGGUCCGCGUCGACUGGAUACAGGACUGCGCCACCGGUCCAGAUUUCGAUUACCCUCCGGAGUUCUACGAACACACAGAGGCUCUCUGGAAAGACAAAGGUGUUCAGCAAACUUACGAGAGAAGUAACGAAUAUCAGCUCAUCGAUUGUGCGAAAUAUUUCCUCGAUCAAGUUAGCAUAAUUAAGCAACCCGACUAUACGCCUACAGAGCAGGAUAUCCUGAGGUGUCGUGUGCUCACCAGCGGCAUCUUCGAGACGUCCUUCCAAGUCGACAAAGUCAACUUUCACAUGUUCGAUGUAGGCGGUCAGAGGGACGAAAGACGUAAAUGGAUACAGUGUUUCAAUGAUGUAACAGCCAUCAUUUUCGUCACCGCAUGUAGUUCAUACAACAUGGUUCUCAGGGAAGAUCCUACGCAGAACCGGCUCAGGGAAAGUCUUGACCUGUUCAAGUCCAUAUGGAACAAUAGAUGGUUGCGCACCAUUUCCGUCAUUCUUUUCCUCAACAAACAGGAUCUCCUGGCGGAAAAAAUUAUGGCAGGGAAAAGUAAACUAGAAGACUAUUUCGCCGAUUUUACGAGGUAUCAGCCGCCACUCGAAGUGGUUAAUGACACCAAUGAUCCACCAGAAGUGUUUCGAGCCAAGUACUUCAUCAGGGAUGAAUUUUUGCGCAUAAGUACAGCCUCCGGCGAAGGUAAACAUUAUUGCUACCCGCACUUCACCUGCGCCGUCGAUACGGAGAAUAUCAAGAGAGUGUUCAACGACUGCCGCGACAUCAUACAGCGUAUGCAUCUUCGCCAAUACGAACUCUUAUAACCGCCCAGUACGACUUUUCCCAUAGCUUCGUUUCGUGUCUCCAGCGCUUCUUACUAACCGACGAAAUAGAAACAACUCGACGUUGCUGGCCCAGACGGGUAAACGGGUAAAUUUCUUUCCGGGAACUGCAGGUUGCUGCGGAAAGUCGAUCCCGACAAAAACAAGACGAGAACUGUUCGGUCAGAUUCGUUCCUUCCAUUUCGAUGAAAAUAUUCGAUCAUCUUUUUUACGAUGCACUUAUGUCAUUAGACAACAUGUUAGGAAUACUGUACAAGGCGCAGCAGUUUGCGUUACUAAUUUCGGAUCAAGAGAGAAUUAUACGUGUAUUUUUUGUUUCUUCAUUGGGGUUUUGAGGCAAGGUGUCAGGCACAGUAUAAGAGAUUUCUA